CAACGUAGCACAAAAAAGUCAGUGACAAAAUCCGUCUGGUCAUUUUUUAUUUUCUACUACUCCCAACGGAGACUUACAUACAAUAAAUGUAAAUCACAUCACCAUAGACUCUAGUGUCAAGAGGUAAUUAUUAGUGUUUGACGAAAAGAAGUUCAGUAAAGUUCUGUAUUCCGAGCCGAAAGGAGCUGUGAAUUUUGAGUUGUUCAAAAAGCUAAUAUUAGGAGUUGGGUGACCUUACAAACCAGCAAUGAAUGAACUGCAGUCGAAUAGCAACCAGCCUCCGCCGCGCAAUGAGCCGUAUCUGCAGCCGGUGAAUGGCAUCGUGCAACCGCCGGUGAUUCCGCCACCGAAUCGUCCUGGGCGAAGGACAAACAUCCUAGAAGAGCUCAAGUCCGUGCUGAAUUGCUUAUGGCGCAAUCGCUUCUCGUAUCACUUUCGCCAUCCCGUCGAUUCUGUGAGCCUGGGUGUGCCCGACUACCAUGCGGUGGUCAAGCAUCCGAUGGACUUGAGUACAAUUAGGAAGCGACUGCACAACAAAUACUACUGGCAGGCGAGCGAGGCUCUGGAGGAUUUCAAGCUGAUAUUCGAUAACUGCUUGUUGUACAAUUUGGAGGGCUCACCGGUUUAUCAGGCAGGGAAGCUUCUAAUGGAGGCCUUUUACAUGCGAAUGGAGUCCAUUGAUUUGAGCACGGAGGUGGAACUAAAGCCGAAGUCGGAAAAGCGCAAGAGAAAGGCUACUGAAUCAUUGGAUCAAGCCUCGACUUCGUUCUCAGCACCUCGAGCAUCUAACAAUUAUUCUAGACAGUGGCUCUCGAGUAGUUCCUCAUGGCUCUGUCCCCCACCGAUGCCUGGCGGGGUGUCGUCAUUUAAUCCUUCAUUCCGAAAUUUCGUGGGUCCCAGCUUGAUCCCAUCUUUUAUGCCCGAUUCCUUGGUGAAUCCCAUGCAAUCUAUGCAUCCAAUGUCAUCAAUGAUGAAUCCGAUAUUCAAGAAUAAUUGGGAGACAAAUGAAGCAAUGGAUCCACCGCCCUCAGAGCCAAUUUCCUAUCGUCCCUUGGAUUCCUUGGCAGCACCCUUACCGUCCCCUCCAAUGGAACCCAUGACUUUGCCUUGGCCAACCCCAGCACCAGUUGAAUCUCCAGCUUCAUCGCCUCCUCCGGCUCCCAAUCCACCCAUUAUCAUCUGCUACAAGUCUCUCGACCGAAUGAUUGAAAAAAGCCACUCAGAUCAUCUUCUGAAGUCGAUGGUAAAGCGAAAGCGCAAGCAGGUUACAUGGGCAUUUAAUCAGGCUGACUACUGGCGAAGGUACUCCCAGAAUCCGGACUACGACCACGAUCGCGAAGAGAAACUCGAUUGGAAGAUACUACAGGAGCGCUUGGACUCCGAUAACUUUGAGAGCUUUGAUGGAUUCGUGAGCUCUGUACGAAAGAUGUUCCAGAACGCAUUGCGUUGCUUUCCGGAAGAUGGAUUGGUCAAGGUUUCGGUGAAGAAAACCAAUGAGAUCUUUGAGAAAAGGCUGCCCAAGUACAGGGAGUUAAUUGCCACGGCCAAGGAAAAGGGGCGUCAACUGGUGGCCAGCAGGGAACAAGAUUUUCGUGACUCACAAAACCUGCUCAUUAAACAAGAAAACGCUAAUAAGAAUUUCAAAGGAUGGGUUCCAAAGCCAUUUAUUAUUAAAACGGAGUCCCUGUUUGUGCAAGAACAGCGAGUGUACAAAAUGGAGCCCCAGGAUGUACAAGAAUUUUCACCUGGUACGGAGCCGCUGGAUGACCAAACUUAUGAUAGCGAUUAAAGUGUGUAGAAUUCUACCACGGAAAUGAAAAAAAAUGAAAAUGCAAAUUAUUAUAAUUAUUAUUCAUAAAGAAUUGUUAUUAGCCUAAAAUAUGAUUCUAAUUACGAGCUACCG
Molecule: messenger RNA, 1903 nt
Organism: Drosophila melanogaster (fruit fly)
Lineage: Eukaryota; Metazoa; Arthropoda; Insecta; Diptera; Drosophilidae
Gene: tbrd-1
Product: testis-specifically expressed bromodomain containing protein-1
Exons: 2
Coding region: 248-1789 (513 amino acids)
Source: RefSeq, marked reviewed